Kwoniella shivajii is the source of this 735-nucleotide messenger RNA. Its product is annotated as methylthioribulose-1-phosphate dehydratase. Bases 1 to 735 code for a protein of 244 amino acids. The transcript is spliced from 9 exons. NCBI's taxonomy places the organism in Eukaryota, Fungi, Basidiomycota, Tremellomycetes, Tremellales, Cryptococcaceae. Gene Ontology annotation, molecular function: methylthioribulose 1-phosphate dehydratase activity; metal ion binding. Gene Ontology annotation, cellular component: cytoplasm. The record is from RefSeq and is a predicted model, not a curated record.
AUGUCGAACAAACUCACUCAUGAAGAACAGGAAGCACUGGUUAUCAGUGAUGAUCCUGAACAUCCUGCCAACCUGAUCUCAGAACUUUGUCGAGAAUUCUAUAAACUCGGAUGGGUCACCGGUACAGGAGGAGGCAUCUCCAUCCGUCAAGGUGAAAAUGUAUACCUUGCCCCUUCAGGUGUACAGAAAGAACGAAUCAAGCCUGAACAUAUCUUUGUACUUCCAUUUGCUCAAUCGUCAGUCCCUAAACCCGGAUCCAAGCGAGAUUUCCUCAGAAUACCCAGUAAAAAGGGAUUGAGCGAGUCACAAUGUACACCCCUUUUUUGGAACGCAUUCACAAUGAGAGAAGCGGGUGCUUGUAUACAUACUCACUCUCAGCAUGCUGUCAUGUUGACAUUGUUACAUCCGCGGGAUGCUCAGAGCUUCAAGAUUUCUCAUCAAGAGAUGAUUAAAGGAGUUAGGAUCGGAGGUGUAGGUAAAACAUUAAGUUUCUUCAAUACGUUGGAGAUUCCAAUAAUCGAUAAUACAGCUGUGGAAGAAGAUUUGACUGAAAGUAUGGCUGCUGCCAUGGAAAAAUAUCCUGAUGCUCCUGCUAUCUUGGUCAGAAGGCAUGGUGUCUACGUAUGGGGUAACACUUGGGAGCAAGCGAAAACACAAUCUGAAUGUCUUGAUUAUCUAUUCGAAAUUGCAGUAAAAAUGCUUUUGGCUAAAUUACCUUUAGUAGGUGAUAAUUGA